ACAAAAAAGAAAAAGUCACACACGUACAGUCAGUUUACCGGCGUCUGUAUCGAAGAAGUGUUUUCUUUAAUUUGUCUUAAAAAGGUUUGAAAACGAACCGAAAGAUGUUGUCGUUAAGCGGGCUGUCGGUGGCUCUCGCGCUCGCUCUGUUUCCCGGUUCCGGUGAAGCCCUGAAAGAAGGAGAUUGUGAAGUGUGCAUAACCUUCCUAGGGAAGUUCUACCAGUCGCUGGAGGAGAACAACGUGAACUUCAACAGCGCCGACAUCGAGACGGCCAUCGUAAAGACCUGCAAAGACGCCAAAGGCAAAGAAAACCGCUUCUGUUACUACAUCGGGGCGACGAGUGACGCGGCCACGAAGAUUAUCAACGAGGUGUCGAAGCCGCUCAGCUACCACGCCCCCGUGGAGAAGAUCUGUGAGAAGCUCAAGAAGAAGGACGGUCAGAUCUGUGAGCUGAAAUACGACAAACAGCUGGACCUGACCACGGUGGACCUGAAGAAGCUCAAAGUGAAGGACCUGAAGAAGAUCCUGGAGGAGUGGGGCGAGUCCUGCAAAGGCUGCGCCGAAAAGUCCGACUUCAUCCGCAAAAUCACAGAGCUGAUGCCCAAGUACGCGCCCGCAGCCGCCAAAGCACGGACUGACCUGUAACCAAAAAACACAAAUCCCAACCACACAACUUUGGACUUCACUGGGAACCAGACCGCUAUCCAGGAAGAGGAAGAGGAGGACCAGGAGAGGAAGAGGAGGAGUUUAUCUGGGGUUGUUUUUUUUUUUUGUUUUUUUUUGUUUUUUUUGGGAGGUGUAAUCCUUCCCUGCUUCAGAAGUAUAGAUAUCGGUAUAAGUCCUACACUAUACUUUCAAUCCAUGUGUCAAGAAUGAACUCAUUAAAGGGGAAUUACGAGCAUUGUUUUUAUUUUUUUUUGCUUAUGUCGUCGCUACGGUUCACAGUAAACGUUUGCUGAUUCUCCAACACACAGAUAUUUUAAAACUGCUGGAAGGUAAAGUGACAGCUUCCUGUUUCACAAACUCACUCGUCUUCACUUCUCCGGCCAACGAAGUCUUAACGCCAAGAUUUUUUUUUUUUUAUAAAUAUAGAAACGUCACCCUGAUUCUUCCGGUGACGCUCCGCCGACGAGUGAACACGGAUGUUGUUCAACUGAAACAUUUUUUUUUUUUUUUCCCUUCUUCUCCAAGUCUAUCUUCAAACAAUACCGACAUAUUAUGUGCAUCAAAAUAAUGAUCAGUCGCUCUCAAUCAUACAGGACCCCGCUAGUUCCCUUUCUAAUGUAGACGAUGCUGCUGAGAACGUUGGCGCAUAUUUUCACAAUAACGAGGUGAAAUGAUUACAGCCACCAAACAAACUGUUGAUGUACGUGUGUGAAUAUUGACCUGGAGAAAAAGAAUGUGAACCGAUCCUUAAAGACCUGAGUUCAGAUCUUCAACAUCAGUCUUUUUGUUUCAAUCCAUUCUUAACAAAGUCACCCAUAUUCAAAUUGUGCCGUUAUGUUUAAAGAGAAGUUACCUUCUUGUU
This is a messenger RNA of Anarrhichthys ocellatus (wolf-eel), 1530 nucleotides long. It is a transcript of the gene manf, whose product is annotated as mesencephalic astrocyte-derived neurotrophic factor. Bases 105 to 647 code for a protein of 180 amino acids. The transcript is spliced from 4 exons. Gene Ontology annotation, cellular component: endoplasmic reticulum. NCBI's taxonomy places the organism in Eukaryota, Metazoa, Chordata, Actinopteri, Perciformes, Anarhichadidae. The record is from RefSeq and is a predicted model, not a curated record. Gene Ontology annotation, biological process: neuron projection development; dopaminergic neuron differentiation.